GACUACGGGGGCCGAGAGGUGGCGCGUGCGCGGCGGAAGUGGGUACCCGUGACGCCGCACGCCCUAAGCGCCGGCUACGGUGCGGGAAGGGAAGCCCGCCCGGUGGCGGCUGGGCUCGGCUGCUGGGAGGAGGUGGUGGGCUGGUUCGGACGCGGGUCGAGGCUGUAGCAGGACUCCAGGAAGAUGUUACCGAGUACUUCAGUGAAUUCCUCAGUGCAGGGGAACGGAGUCUUGAAUUCCAGGGAUGCAGCAAGACACACAGCCGGAGCGAAACGCUACAAAUAUCUGAGAAGGCUUUUCCGCUUUCGGCAAAUGGACUUUGAAUUUGCUGCCUGGCAGAUGCUCUAUCUGUUCACAUCCCCACAGAGAGUUUACAGAAAUUUUCAUUAUCGAAAACAGACGAAGGACCAGUGGGCCAGAGAUGACCCUGCUUUCUUGGUCCUGUUAAGUAUCUGGCUCUGUGUGUCCACUAUAGGAUUUGGCUUUGUGCUGGACAUGGGAUUCUUUGAGACAAUAAAGCUUCUCCUUUGGGUUGUACUCAUAGAUUGUGUAGGCGUUGGUCUUCUGAUAGCAACUUUAAUGUGGUUCAUCUCUAACAAGUAUUUAGUGAAACGACAGAGCAGAGACUAUGAUGUGGAAUGGGGCUAUGCUUUUGAUGUGCAUCUCAAUGCUUUUUAUCCACUCCUGGUCAUUUUGCAUUUUAUCCAGCUUUUUUUCAUCAACCAUGUUAUCCUGACAGACACAUUUAUUGGAUAUUUAGUUGGAAAUACCUUAUGGUUGGUUGCAGUUGGCUAUUAUAUCUAUGUAACUUUCCUCGGAUACAGUGCAUUGCCAUUUUUGAAAAAUACAGUAAUUCUUCUGUAUCCAUUUGCACCUCUGAUUCUGCUCUACGGGCUGUCCCUGGCACUGGGAUGGAACUUCACCCAUACUCUCUGUUCUUUCUAUAAGUACAGAGUGAAAUAAAAAGUGAGAAGAUUCAAUCGUAACUGUGUCAACAGUAUUGUGAUCAUUUCUUGUAAAACUUGUAAAUAAACUAUAUCUUUGUAGAUAUCUUAAAGGUGUAAAGUUUGCAAAUUUGAAGAAAUAUAUAUUAACACUGUGGUCAGGUACAUUCCUUAAAACUAAUGUACAUUUCUAUAAUAAAUAUUUUUUAAACUAAA
Molecule: messenger RNA, 1160 nt
Organism: Nomascus leucogenys (northern white-cheeked gibbon)
Lineage: Eukaryota; Metazoa; Chordata; Mammalia; Primates; Hylobatidae
Gene: UNC50
Product: unc-50 inner nuclear membrane RNA binding protein
Cellular component (GO): Golgi membrane
Source: RefSeq, a predicted model, not a curated record